This is a messenger RNA of Protopterus annectens (West African lungfish), 1325 nucleotides long. RefSeq names its product programmed cell death 6 (gene PDCD6). Gene Ontology annotation, molecular function: calcium ion binding. The transcript is spliced from 6 exons. Lineage: Eukaryota; Metazoa; Chordata; Ceratodontiformes; Protopteridae. The record is from RefSeq and is a predicted model, not a curated record. Bases 336 to 872 code for a protein of 178 amino acids.
ACAGAUGUUUCAUUACUUUCACUUUUCGUUCAUCUUUCAUUGCAAGUAGUGCAGAGCUCAAGCCUCAGAAGGAUUUCAGAUUACCUUCCCUGUUGUAUAAAAUAGAAACGCUAUUAAAACGUUGGUUACGCCAGUCAGUCGAGCCGUAGCACCCAAUUCUACGGUAUUAGUUGUGGUUUACUUAACUCUGGCACGCCUCAUUCCUGCCAUUUCUUAAUCUCAAGCAACGAAAGCGGAAACAUUACUAAUUACAGAGUGGUGCACACCAACGCUUCUCACGUAGCCGUUGUAAACUGUCAGGACUAGUUAAGAUUUCAGGUUUUCUGUGAAGAAGUAUGGCGUACCAAGCCUACAGUGCGCCUCCGGACCAAGCCUUUUUGUGGAAUGUUUUCCAGAGGGUCGACAAAGACAGAAGUGGAGUGAUAUCAGAUUCGGAAUUGCAGCAAGCACUAUCGAAUGGAACAUGGACACCAUUUAAUCCUUCCACUGUUCGAGCUAUCAUAGGCAUGUUUGAUAGAGAUCGCAAAGGUGGAGUGAACUUCACUGAAUUUACAGGAGUUUGGAAAUAUGUUACAGAUUGGCAGAAUGUCUUCAGAAGCUGUGACCGGGAUAAUUCUGGAUUCAUUGACAAAAAUGAACUUAAGCAAACACUAACAGGUUUUGGUUAUCGACUGUCGGACCAACUAUAUGAUAUCCUUGUACGGAAGUUUGAUAGACAAGGUCGAGGACAAGUUGCUUUUGAUGACUUUGUACAGUGUUGUAUUGUCUUGCAGAGACUGACAGAUUCCUUCCGGCGCCUUGACACUGAUCAGGAUGGCUGGAUCCAUGUAUCUUAUGAGCAGUACCUCACCAUGGCUUUCAGUGCUGUAUGACAGUAGCCAUCUCUUCUGUUAACCAGUGAAACUUCAGAAGCAUGACAUAUCAAAUUUUUGUCUCAAUUAAAUUUCCCCUUGUUAACCUAGUUUCAGAUGUAUUGUUAUGGCAGGGAGUAUGCAACACUGCUUUUUGCUUUCAUUCUGACUGAAUGCUCUUUGGCUUGUAAAUAAACAAGUUUGUAACAUGGACGUAACUCAAUUGCCAAAAUGUGUUUGUAGUUUGCCACAUAGAAAGUUUGUGCCAAAAUGCCAGCAAAUGUGUAAAGUUUUAGCAUUUCCCUGCAUGUUGUUUUUAAAGAAUGUGUGAUUCUACCCUUUUCCUGUAUACACUAGUAUUCCUUGCACAAUGUACAGGUACAUUACUAAAAUAUUUUUGCAUGGUGCGUUAGUAUAAAACUAAUCAGCAUUUUUUGUAACAGAUGAGCAGUAAAUAUCCCAGUUGUACAAAAA